UGUAAAUACCGUUCGCUUCCUCGCUAUUGGCGAACGAAUCACGUGACGUUUGUAUUCACAAGCCCUCUAUCUGAGUUAACAGACACACUGCUGUACUUUAAUAUAUAUACAGCGAGCGAGCGCAGAGCUUAUUUAUUGUAUUGUGUAUUGGAAAAUACUAAGUCGUGAUUCAUUCGUACUAAAUGGAAUACUGGAUUUACAAAACGGAUUAAUAUAUUUCAGCAUUGGUUUAACGUAGGUGUCUGAAUAUAAGCAGUGUUUUCUUUUAUGUGGAUUUGUUAGUUUACGUCGGAACACAGAAAACAUCAGAAAUGCUCGCACAUGUUGAUUGACGUAAGGAAUCAUCUGUGUUUUGUUGUUAUUGCGCGUGCGGUUAUUUAUAGAAAGUCAGUGAUACAGCGGAAUACGGAACCGUGAGUGAGAUAGUUUGUGUAUUAAAUCGCAGAAUUUUGUCAUUAUCUGCGUUGUAAAAUGGAAGGAAACAUGUCCGAAAAAAGGGAAAACGAAAAUUUCCUCCCGCCAGCGAAGUUUGGCCAGGGAGGAAAGAUUAAUUCCUCGCCCGAGACAGUGGAAUGUCUAGAAAGGCAGAUUGAACAGUUAAGAAAUUACAUAAAAGGUCUUGCCUUGUUUUCGAUACUGUCUACUUUAGUGCUCAUUAUUGUAUUUUCGGUGCUCUAUGCGAACAUCAAAUGGGAUGUACGGAAUCAUGAACACCCGCCGAAAGUCGGCGCCCAGAUCAAUAAAAUCCUUGAAAAGGAGGAACUAUGCAUGUUGUGCGCUGAAAUUAGACUGGGUCCCAGCCCCGAAGAAGACCGGAUGCUGGACCAUUUCGUCCGGAAGCCGGGGACAGCGGGAAAAGGGGAGGAGUGUUGCGUAGAGACACCGAAACAACUUCUACAGCUUCUACAGCAGUUCGUAGAAAAGAAAUAUAGAACAGAGCUGGCAAAGGGUAACAUCAAGAUUGAGACCAGCUCCGCUACCGCGCCCAGUGACUCGCACCCGGCUGCCCAUCUGAUGGGGACCGCACAAAGGCAUGACCAGCCCACAGUUCCGGGCGGACUGUUCGCGAUCUCGCUGUACAUCUGGAACGAGGACCUGGCGUUUACCAACAAGGUGCAGUAUCGUCACGGUCGCAUCGUGAUCCUUGAGCCCGGCCUCUACUAUGUCUACAGCCAGGUUUCCUUUUUGGAGUAUUUCGACAACCCGUCCAACGUCGAGACCGGUCCGCGCUCGCUGUCCCACUACAUCUACCGGUAUAACAUCAUAUAUCCGGAUGGAGGCGAAGAAUCGAUGAUACAGAACUCAAUGACCAAAUGUUGGGCCCAGAAUAAAGCCUUCGGCGAGUACACGAGCUAUUUAGGGGCUGUUUUCCAUCUUAGACAGGGAGAUGAAAUCUUUGUGAAGGUUUCCAAUUUGACGAUGCUUGUCUUGGAACCUAAAUUGCGUUAUUUUGGGUUGUUCAAGGUUUAAUACUUUUUGAAAGCAUAACGGUUACUUUUGCCUUUUCACUGAAUCUCGAUUUAGAUCAAAAUAAUUAGAACACCUAACCAUCGCUGUCUUAUUAGCGUAUUUUGCAAAUACUAACAACUGCUGUAAGCGUGUUAAGUUGCCAUUUUGAACACAGUUACCAUAAAAGCAUAUAUUGUAUGUUAUUAAAUAUAAUUAAGCGAAUCCAAUAUACAUGUAUUAUACUACUUUAAAUCUUUAAAAACGGAUUACAUCUCUACAGUAUGCAACAUGUUUGUGCAACUGCACAUUUGUAAAGGGCCAUAUUUCCAGUCAUACAUGGAGAAUAAUAACUCCCUAAAUGAUAUGUUUUCAUUUUGUGAAUAUGGAGAUUUAAAAUAUGGAAAAAAAACAUUCACAUCUUCGUUUGGUUCAGUUUUCUUCGAUUUACAUUGGUUUAUUUCACCGAUCGGGGACAUUUAAAAGAAUGUGCUUUGUAAACAAGUGGACGGUAAACAUCAACCAGCAUGAAACUUGGGAAUUCAUAUACUGAACUUGAAGGUCGAAUAUACCCGUUGACAUUUUGAACAUACUCUCGUGUUGUGAGCGAACAUUCUUCCGAUGUUGUUAGCAUAAUUUGUACCUACGGUUUCAAGCUUGAAAUAAGUUGUCGUUAAAAUACGAACAUACAUGUAUAUAUUCGUCCAUACCUGCCGUGGUGGUGUAUGUCAUAUUAUCUGUUGUUUUUGUACUGACAGUGAUUGUCAUUAAAUAUUGUCCAUUCCAAUUAGGGAUUCGAGUAUUGUUACUUGUAUUUGAUUAACUAUUGUUAAUUGUAUUUGAAUAUUUGGCGAUAUAUGUUUUGGCAUUGAUACACAUCUUUGUGUAAAUAAUACUGGAAGUAUUUCCCUUUUUAUCGAACAUUAUUGAACCUCUGCUUGGCGUUGUGUAUGGAGCCUCUUUAACGCUCAAAAUCAACGAAAAUUUCGUAUUUUGUUAAAUCAAUUUAACACCAAAACAAUCAAUGUUCCUUAUAGCAAUGGCCUCAAUUUCAACGCUAGAUGUGGUAUGAUUACAUAUAUUUUUGUAGAUACCAAAUGCUCGUUUUUAUUUAUUUGUGACAGAAUUCCAUUUUAAUUUCCCGCGAAUAUAUCUAUUCAUACGACACACGAACACUAAAAUAAUACCAUGUUAGUGUUCAUGUAUCGUAUGAAUAGAUAUCGUUGCGGGUAAUUAAAGUGGAAUUAAAUAUGUAAAACAAUAAAAAAAACGAUAAUUGCGUAUCUACAAACAUCUAUUUUACAAGACGUCAUCCGGCGUUGAAAUUUGGCAAUCGCCAUAAGGAACUCUGAUUUUUAAUUUGUUAAACUUUAUUUUACGAAAUACUGUACGAAAUUGCCGUUGAUUUUGAGUUGUAAUGUGGCUUUAAAGCAAAUUUUAUAUACGUAGUUGAAAUCAAUCAUUGACGUUGUCCUUAAUACAAAUUUAAUAUUGUCCUUUAUUAUAGGUCGCGUUAUAUUAAUGUUUCAAAAACGCCUGCAAAGUGGAACUAAGUAAGCUUUCGUAGCAUAAUUUUGGCUUUUAGAUGAUUUGUUGCUGGAGUUAAGUUUGUGUUCAUAAUAUCUUAACACGGUUUCUCCUCAAAUCCACUAUUUUUUAUGUAACUUCAUAGGAAUGCCACCUGGGCGUGUGUAUGAUGUGAAGUUUAUUUACAGGUCUCGUGUAGACACCUGUCUGUUGUAAAGAGGUCCCGGAAGCUAAAAAUAGGGUUUUUGAAAUAUUGUUUGUUGUGGCAUCUCCAAUACCGCUGAAUGGAAUAUUUUUAACUUGUUCUUAAAUACAUUUAAAAUCGACGCCAAUAACGUCAUAUUAAAUUUUAAAACAUUAGUAAUGUUGAACCAGGUAAAAAGGAACAGUCCAGAGAGGCCUUUGUUUGAUUAAUUUUCUUGAAAAGUAGAUGGUAUGUUUAUAAAUAAUUGCUACUUCUAAACUAGUCAACACGUUUAGCGUUAAUGUAUUACCGCGACAUUCAAAUCGCUAUCGUUUAUUUGAUAUAUUGAAUCACGAAGUUAAUUUACCGCGAUGUAUUCUUGUUCUUGUAUAAGAUUCAUAGUUAUGGUAAGGUUUACAAUAUGUAUAUGUCUUUGUGUUUGUUUUUAAAGAGUUGUACCUAUUUGUCAGAAGUCUCUGUAUUAAGAUGCUCUUUGUGUUUAUGUUAUAAAUUAAUUUGUCCAUUUUGCAUAAUGUGCUACUCAGUUUUGAUAUCUGCGUGCGGUAUACCUGUUUACAGGUGCCAAAAUACUAGUACUUUGCAUGAGCUGUUGUUGUAUAUUUGAUGAGUAAAUUGUUCUUGUUUCCAUUAGUCGCUGAUGUACAGUGAUUUUGCUCUGGACACAAGCGGGUAAUGCAUGUAUACAUAAUACAUAUUACAUUGAACCUUUUUAGAUCUUUAUUUAAAGCAUUACUUUUAAAAGUAUAUGAUUUUAUAUCUGCUAAGCUGUAUAUUUGUUAUUUCAUUCAAGUUUGAUUUAAGAUAGCAUGUAAAAUAGUUUUAUACGUAGGUCGACAAGUUGAAAUUAAUUAAUUGUUAUUGCAUCUUGUGAACACUGAACAUAUACGUUAAUCUGCACUCUUUGGUUACAAUUAAUCAGUAAAGGUUACAAUAAUCAGUUAACAACAUCCCGAAUAAAUAUCGUCAUGAUACGUGAUUUCCUUAAAAUUUUACAUCAUCGUGGAUAUAGUUAUUUGUGAUUAUAUCAAAAGCUGUUUGAUGUACAUAGUAUGUACGAUGCAGUUAACAUUACAAUAACAAUAAUAACUAUUUAAGCAUCGCUCUGAGAAAACGGGGCUUAAUGCAUGUGUGUCUCACGUGUUGUCUCAGAUUAGUCUGGGCCGUCCACACCGGAUAAUCAGGGAUGACCGUUUCCGCCUUCACUGGAUUUUCGCUUAGAAGAGAGACUGUCUGAAAGCAUAAAAUACCACACAAGAUGAAAGUGUCGACCCUGUGCAGACAUCGUAUGCUUAUCUUGGUUGAAACUUUAGGCCCAUGCAUGAAGUCCGGUUUUCACCGAGCGAUGUUCAUUGCUAUAGUUAAGACACUCCACGCAGUCCGCCAUAUCUUCAAAAAAUCGGAUUCCACUGUCAGUUUCUAUUUGACUGUAAUGAACCUGAUUAUUUCUAAUCUACAUGUAUAUUAAAAUAAUAUUAGUUUUGUUUGCGUUUCAUUGUUAACAUGUUCUUAUUUCUUCUAGAUUUUGUAUUGCUUGUUUUUGUAGGAAUGAAACUGAUGUUUGCCCAUGAGUCAGUUUGUAUGUGACGUCCAAACUUUUGUAAUUCAUUGCGCAAUCUGUUGCAAUGUGAUAUUUUUAUAACAAAAUGUGAUAUUCAAAUAAAUGGUAUUUACCUUAA
This is a messenger RNA of Dreissena polymorpha, 4854 nucleotides long. Its product is annotated as tumor necrosis factor ligand superfamily member 10-like. Gene Ontology annotation, molecular function: tumor necrosis factor receptor binding. Bases 472 to 1470 code for a protein of 332 amino acids. Gene Ontology annotation, biological process: immune response. Gene Ontology annotation, cellular component: membrane. The transcript has 5 exons. The record is from RefSeq and is a predicted model, not a curated record. Lineage: Eukaryota; Metazoa; Mollusca; Bivalvia; Myida; Dreissenidae.